Penicillium salamii is the source of this 2004-nucleotide messenger RNA. The record is from the annotation of a GenBank genome assembly. NCBI's taxonomy places the organism in Eukaryota, Fungi, Ascomycota, Eurotiomycetes, Eurotiales, Aspergillaceae.
AUGGAGGAAGUGGCCAGUGUCAAAAGACGCAAGGUGAGGAACGGCACAUUCAGCUGCUGGGAGUGCAAGCACCGCAAAAAGCGCUGUGAAUUUGAGUCGGACUCCAACUCCGUUUGUAUCUCUUGCCAGCGCCGGGGCAUACCUUGCAUAAGCCAAGCAUCUGCAGACACCGCAGAUGACGAACAUAAUGAAUAUGAGGGGACCGCACGACAUAUUGAUCGAGUGGAAGACUUGGUGCGUCAGCUCGUACACCGGAGGGCCGCUCAAGCUCCAGGGCGAAAUCCUCAGCAAGUGGCCAAUGGACCAGUGUCCUUUGAUACAUCAAACUAUUCAGUUUUGAAGUCGAUCGGCCAUGAGAGGGUAUCGAGGGGCCCGUCUCUUACUGGAUAUCUGAACUCGGCUCUUCCAGCCCCCCACAUUGCUGCGAGAAUAUUGAACAUCAACAAACAAUACAAUGCGCCCCUUCAAAUACUACAACACCUCCAACCCGACGGGGGGCUUAUUGAAGUGCCGAGUACUCGGUCACCUGAUUUAUUCCCAACCGUGCACCCAGUCACCUACGCUAGCAAACUGAUCAAGCUUGCCCUUUGCCUAUAUGAUUUGGACUUAAAGAAGUCUGACAAAAUCAGCUCAGACCUCGGAGAGCCCACUAUCAAUACCUCGCGGCGGUACUUCUGGGUCGCAUCCAGUCAUGUUAUGUCUCAAGACCAUUUAGUGAGCUCACUCGAUGGACUUGAGACUUUGCUGUUGCAAAGUCGCUACCACAUAAGCACGGGCGAGCUCCAGACCGCGUGGCACCUCCACAGGCGCGCCUUCCGUAUCGCACAUUCGAUCGAUUUACCUACACAAUCUGAAAUACCAGGAAGCCAGGCGAAUAGUGUUUGGUUUCGUCUGCUUUACAGUGAUUGCUUUCUAUCACUAAUGUUGGGACAGCCAGUUGCAUUCACCGACGAAACCGUACUGUCUCAAAGUAGGAUUGUCCACAAUCCAGCUCAGACCUUGGAGCGUGUUCAUGUGAUUAUCGCUAGGCGUGUUAUUGCAAGAAACAUACGCAUUCAAAGCAGACACCAUGAUGACUUCCAAGAAGCGACUCAGGAAAGCUAUAGCGAAACCAGAUCACUGGAUCUACAGCUCAAAAAGGCCGCUAAGGCCAUGCUUACAGCUUGGUGGAAGUCCCCUACCUUUGCAGCCGCGGACCUUGAUCGAGAAACAAUGGACAAGACUGCCAAGCUUUUGCUCCAAACCCAUCAAUACUAUCUUUUGGUAGUCUUGCACCAGCCGUACACUCUUGAAAGGCCUGGCCGCGAUGAAUGGAAAUAUGGCCUGGAUCUAAUUGACUACAUGUACAGUACAUCGGCUCUUGUCGCAGCAAGUCGCGAAGUUCUCACUCGCUAUAUCAUUCUUCGGAAUUUCCACCAGUCCUUGUCUUACCGUGGAUUUGACGAAAAGGCGUUUGCUGCCUCCAUUUCUCUUCUCUUUGCUCAUCUGGGUGGUCACAGUCUCGGGCCAACUAACAUGCUUGAACAUCAGCGGCCACACGAUCUUAUAAUCGUAGAAGAUGCCAUUUGCUGCAUGGAAAAAGUGUGUUCACGUAACAAAGAUCUUGAGGGCUGUUCUCGAACCCAAACACUCAGGAAGCUUUCCAGAAUUGAGGCGAAAGCAGCAGAUGGAUGCGAUUAUGCUGUCUAUCACGCUACUACAUUCAACAAACUUCAGGUAACUGAAUCUGUGGGUAUCAGAAGUGAUCUUGAAGUUCACGUGCCAUAUCUCGGUGCCAUUCAUGUCACUCAGCAGACAACAAGUCUACUUGGCAAAAAUCUCUCGGUCGCUACCCAAGUGGCGAACAUGGCACCUGGGGCUCCAUUGCCUACACUCAAUCAACAAGACCAGUACGCACUAUGGGAUACCCCGGGAGUCUUUAAUGGCGAUCCCUUCCACAAUGAGUGUGACUCGAACUGGCUUGAUGAAUGGUCCAUCCAAGAGGAUGUGAAUCUCCAUGAUUGA